AUGUCAUUUUGUACGUUUCUGGCCCGAAUCGCAGUUUUCUUUUUGAACUUGGCACAACUUCUCGUCGCCUUAACCGUUAUCGCCCUGACUCUUUGGAUUCGAUUCGAUAAAAGUUUCGAGUCAGAAAUCCGAACGAACAUUCUCCGGGAUACUGACCCAGAACCAUUGGCUGGAGUGAAGUCGGAUAUCAGAACUGGAAUUCUUGUUGCUUUCUGGAUCAUUAUUGGGUUUUCCAUUGCCAAUGUUGUUAUUGGAUUUGUUGGAGUUAUUGGAGCAGUUAUCAGAAGUAGAUAUCUCUUGGCACCAUAUCUUCUCUCCAUGAUCAUCCUUUUCCUUUUGGAAAUCGCAGUGGGAAUUACGGCACUAGUGAAGAGAAAAUCCGUGAGAAGGACGGUUAAGGAAUACGUUUUUGACGCCUACAACAUGAAUGCUCAACCGGAUAUUGCUGCUUUUAACUUCAGAUACAACUGCUGUGGAGCUGAAAACCUUCCCAACGUGGAAUGCUUCGCCGGUCAGCCGACAUGCUCUUCUGCCGUCUGGGAUAGCCUUGAUUUUACUAUGAUGAUUUUUGGAAUCGUUAUGCUUUGUAUUGUUGUUCUUCAAGCGUUCACAGCCCUCAUUACUGUGCCGAUUAUUAUUGAGAGAAAGAGAGAGGUGGACUAUCAGUAA
This is a messenger RNA of Caenorhabditis briggsae, 669 nucleotides long. RefSeq names its product Protein CBR-TSP-3 (gene Cbr-tsp-3). The record is from RefSeq and is a predicted model, not a curated record. NCBI's taxonomy places the organism in Eukaryota, Metazoa, Nematoda, Chromadorea, Rhabditida, Rhabditidae. The coding region runs from base 1 to 669 and encodes 222 amino acids. The transcript has 5 exons. Gene Ontology annotation, cellular component: membrane.